AUGACUGGCAGUCCCGGACAUAUGCACUGCAGUCCCCCACCUAUACCAAAAGGACCGAUCUCGCACUUGAAACCAUUAUAUGUUAACGCUCACAUCUGUGGUAAGCCGAUUAACAAUGUUUUCAUUGACAAUAGAGCUGUCUUUAAGGUUAUGCCUCUCAAAACCUUGAAGAAAUUGGGGAAAGGAGUUGGUGAUCUGUCUCCAGUGGAUAUCGAGAUGACGAGUUUCACAGGGCAGCCAACGAAACCAGAAGGGAUGAUGGUGGCCCCUAUUAAGGUAGGACCGAAGGUGAUCUCAACCGUGUUCUUUGUGGUGGAUGCUAACACCAUUUACUCAGUCCUAUUGGGGCGAGAUUGGAUUCACGCCUCCAAAUGCGUGCCCUCUUCUCUUCACCAACAUAUCAUGUUCUGGGAAGGAGAUCAAGUGUUCAGAAUGGAUGUCAGCACUAAUCCGUUCGGCUCCACAGAGAUUGUGGAAGAAUCCAUACUUUACUCUGAAUAUGUACCUCCGAUCUCACAGACAGCUGUGGUAGAUGAGUAUCCCCGGAAGAGCUGUAAGCUCACUGCGCAGGGGUUGCAUGGCGAGGAAGGUUCCAGCAAUAAUGUUGAUAAAAGAGAAAGCUUUCGCUGGCCUGACCUUUUGGAGAAAACAGAACCUUCCUUGUCAACUCAGGAUCCGCUCAUUGAAUACAAUAUAGGAACCGAACAGAUACCCAAGAUGGUCAAGGUUAGUGGUUUGUUGUCUAAAAACCAGCAGGAGCAAAUGGUAACGAAGAAUGGAAAGAUUCGGAUUUGCAUUGACUUCAGAGAUCUUAAUCUGGCUACCCCCAAAGAUGAGUAUCUAAUGCCCAUAGCUGAUAUGUUGAUCGAUUCAGCGGCGGGGCACCAAAUUUUGAGCUUGAUGGACGGUUAUGCAGGGUAUAAUCAGAUCUCAUUGGCAGAAGAAGAUAUACCAAAAACCGCAUUCAGGUGCCCAGAGGCCUUGGGGAUCUACGAAUGA
Molecule: messenger RNA, 999 nt
Organism: Andrographis paniculata
Lineage: Eukaryota; Viridiplantae; Streptophyta; Magnoliopsida; Lamiales; Acanthaceae
Exons: 3
Coding region: 1-999 (332 amino acids)
Source: RefSeq, a predicted model, not a curated record